CCGUUGCAAGAUAUACGUGAUUGGCUUGCAAUUUGAUCUUUACAUUUAUACUUGCAUUUAUUUUGCAGAUGGUUUUGUCCAAAGUGGUGUACAAAUUACAGAAAUUACAUUACAAGCAUGCUCAGGGAGAAGAUGGAAGGACUGUGGAUGGAUGAGCUAGCUGAGGUGCUCAGGGAGAAGGUGGAAGGACCGUGGCUGGAUGAGCUAGCUGAGGUGUUCAGGGAGAAGAUGACAGGACUGUUCCUGGAUGAGCUAGCUGAGGUGUUCAGGGAGAAGAUGGAAGGACUGUUCCUGGAUGAGCUAGCUGAGGUGUUCAGGGAGAAGGUGGAAGGACUGUGGCUGGAUGAGCUAGCUGAGGUGUUCAGGGAGAAGGUGGAAGGACUGUCGCUGGAUGAGCUAGCUGAGGUGUUCAGGGAGAAGAUGACAGGACUGUUCCUGGAUGAGCUAGCUGAGGUGCUCAGGGAGAAGGUGGCAGGACUGUGGCUGGAUGAGCUAGCUGAGGUGCUCAGGGAGAAGAUGACAGGACUGUUCCUGGAUGAGCUAGCUGAGGUGCUCAGGGAGAAGGUGGAAGGACUGUGGCUGGAUGAGCUAGCUGAGGUGUUCAGGGAGAAGAUGACAGGACUGUUCCUGGAUGAGCUAGCUGAGGUGCUCAGGGAGAAGGUGGCAGGACUGUGGCUGGAUGAGCUAGCUGAGGUGCUCAGGGAGAAGAUGACAGGACUGUUCCUGGAUGAGCUAGCUGAGGUGCUCAGGGAGAAGGUGGAAGGACUGUGGCUGGAUGAGCUAGCUGAGGUGUUCAGGGAGAAGGUGGCAGGUCUGUGGAUGGAUGAGCUAGUGGAGGUGCUUAGGGAGAAGAUGGAAGGACCGUGGCUGGAUGAGCUAGCUGAGGUGCUCAGGGAGAAGGUGGAAGGACCGUGGAUGGAUGAGCUAGCUGAGGUGCUCAGGGAGAAGGUGGCAGGACUGUGGCUGGAUGAGCUAGCUGAGGUGUUCAGGGAGAAGAUGACAGGACUGUUCCUGGAUGAGCUAGCUGAGGUGCUCAGGGAGAAGGUGGCAGGACUGUGGCUGGAUGAGCUAGCUGAGGUGCUCAGGGAGAAGAUGACAGGACUGUUCCUGGAUGAGCUAGCUGAGGUGCUCAGGGAGAAGGUGGAAGGACUGUGGCUGGAUGAGCUAGCUGAGGUGUUCAGGGAGAAGGUGGCAGGUCUGUGGAUGGAUGAGCUAGCUGAGGUGCUCAGGAAGAAGGUGGAAGGACCGUGGCUGGAUGAGCUAGCUGAGGUGCUUAGGGAGAAGAUGGAAGGACCGUGGCUGGAUGAGCUAGCUGAGGUGCUCAGGGAGAAGGUGGAAGGACCGUGGAUGGAUGAGCUAGCUGAGGUGCUCAGGGAGAAGGUGGCAGGACUGUGGCUGAAUGAGCUAGCUGAUGUGUUCAGGGAGAAGAUGACAGGACUGUUCCUGGAUGAGCUAGCUGAGGUGCUCAGGGAGAAGAUGGAAGGACUGUUCCUGGAUGAGCUAGCUGAGGUGUUCAGGGAGAAGAUGACAGGACAUUUCCUGGAUGAGCUAGCUGAGGUGUUCAGGGAGAAGAUGGAAGGACUGUUCCUGGAUGAGCUAGCUGAGGUGUUCAGGGAGAAGGUGGAAGGACUGUGGCUGGAUGAGCUAGCUGAGGUGUUCAGGGAGAAGGUGGAAGGACUGUGGCUGGAUGAGCUAGCUGAGGUGUUCAGGGAGAAGAUGACAGGACUGUUCCUGGAUUAGCUAGCUGAGGUGCUCAGGGAGAAGGUGGCAGGACUGUGGCUGAAUGAGCUAGCUGAUGUGCUUGAGUUCCUUGUGCUCGUCUGACAGAUGCG
This is a messenger RNA of Brienomyrus brachyistius, 1832 nucleotides long. RefSeq lists its product as uncharacterized. The transcript is spliced from 5 exons. The record is from RefSeq and is a predicted model, not a curated record. Bases 118 to 1740 code for a protein of 540 amino acids. NCBI's taxonomy places the organism in Eukaryota, Metazoa, Chordata, Actinopteri, Osteoglossiformes, Mormyridae.